This is a messenger RNA of Sinocyclocheilus rhinocerous, 1690 nucleotides long. Its product is annotated as apolipoprotein L2-like. The record is from RefSeq and is a predicted model, not a curated record. The annotation marks the transcript as partial. Gene Ontology annotation, cellular component: membrane; extracellular region. Lineage: Eukaryota; Metazoa; Chordata; Actinopteri; Cypriniformes; Cyprinidae. Gene Ontology annotation, molecular function: lipid binding; protein kinase activity; ATP binding. Gene Ontology annotation, biological process: lipoprotein metabolic process; protein phosphorylation; lipid transport. The transcript has 3 exons.
UUUAUCAGUUUAGGUUUACAUGAAUUGUUCUUUUUCAGAGCUGAUGCGUAUGCAGAAUCAGUAGUGGGUGCAGAGCUGUAUGUCAGUCCAGAAGUUUUGAAAAAGAAAUAUAAGUCCAAAAGUGACAUCUGGUCACUGGGAUGGUUGCUCCAUGAUCUCUGCAUGCUGGAUGUGUGGUCAGAUGUCAUAGAGCGUCGUUUUCAACAUAUCAACAGUAUGAGAGGAAACACCCCCCAAAUCUCGGAGAGAUAUUCAGAAGAACUACGAAAAUUAAUCCAAGAAAUGCUCAGCUGUGACCCUAGACAUAGACCUUCAGCUGAUGAGAUUCUAGCAAAACCAUUCCUAAAAGAUGCUGUAAACAGAAACAGGAGAUUUCCAGAAGCACUGGAACGAAGGUUCAUGAUGUCCUUAAGGAUCUUUGAUGAGACCUACAAUGAGCACUACGACCAUUUUGAGGCCUUAGUUUCAGAGUGGGGAGAAACAACAGCUUCACUAGAGGAGGUUCAUCAUAAAUGCACAGCAGGCACUCUGGCAGGUUCAGUGAUUGGAGCAGCAGGAGGAAUCACUGCAGUGGUUGGUGCGAUUUUAGCUCCUUUCACUCUUGGAGCAUCUCUGAUUGUUACAGGUGUUGGGAUUGGAGUUGGAGUUGCAGGUGGUGUAACAGGUGCUGCGUCCAGUGUUACCAAUGCAGUCAAACAAAAAUCACUCCGUGAGAAUAUUCAAAGAAUUCAGCAGAAUUUUACAGAUGUGACACCACUUCUCGAGUCACUGAAUGCACUGAGAAGGGUACUGAGAGUAAUCCAAAAGUUCAGGGAUUUUGUCAGUAACUCCUCUGACAACGUGCAAAUGUCAAGCAAUGUAGACAGAAGAAGACUAGUGUGCGGCACAGAACUCAUGCAUCUAGGUCUGCUUGCAAAUGUUGGCAGAAUUGCUGCUCAAACCGCCAGAGUAGGACGCGCGGCAGCAACAGCAGUAGCCGCAGUCACAGGAGUGUUGAGUGGAAUCCUAGUCAUUGUUGACACUGCAUUCAUAGUGAUGGAUUCUAUAGACAUUCACCAGAUGAGACAGGGACAAGUAGAUGAUCCAGAAAGGGUCAGGUCAAGUUUACUCAAGUCCAUUGCUCAGAUGAGGAAAACACAUACAGCUCUUUGCAAUGUCUUAAAGGAAAUUAAAGAAGCAAGAGAGGAACUAAAAGACUAUAUAGAGGUGGCCAGGGCUGAAAGAGAUUUAUACACAGAUUUUGAGAGUUUAAACAUAUAAAUAUGAUACCAGUCAGAGACUCAUGCACCAUCUUAGAUUUGUCUGUGAGCUUGAGUGAAGAAAAAGCGUUUUGCUGAAAAUGAAUUAAAUGUCUAUGUUGUACACAGUCAAACAACAGAAGACGUGUGACGUAUGAGGUCAGACGUUUGCAAUCAUUCUAUUUUGUAAAUAUCAGCUAAUAUAUAUUAAAGACUUUAGAUAUACAAAGAUGGUGCACUCUGGUGGAAUAGUCCUGUCUUCUAAAUCACUAAUUGUUGAAGUUAUUGCAUCACCGCAGCUGAGAGUGCAAAGAGGUGUUUCAAAGAUGGCCACUGAGUGAAAUGACUUGCCUUAAAGGGACUUUGCUAUGUAUCUAUUAUACAUAAGACAAUGGGUCUCAUUCAUUAGUGAUUACAAGGAUCAUUCCUAUUCAUACAAAGGAGAACUAAAA